GAAACAAUGGGAGUGGAGAAGGAACAAAGAAAUCUGUAACUGGCUGUGGUCAAUUGGUUGUAAACACCACUGCACUUGGACCAGCAAGAGGACCCUGUUUCUAAUGGGGUUUGGCCUGUACUUGGCCUCUGACACUCUGGAAACUAACUAGCAGCAGUCAAAACCACAGUUGUCUUUGUGUGUGUGUGUGUGUGUGUGUGUGUGUGUGUGUGUGUGUUUGAGACAGGGUCUUGGUCUGUCACCCAGGCUGGAGUGCAGUGAUCAUAGCUCAAUGCAGCCUCAAACUCUUGGGCUCAAGUGAUCCUCCUAUCUCAGCCUCCCAAGUAGAUGGAACUACAAGCAUGUGCCACCAUGUCAAGCUAAUUUUUUCUUUUUUGAGAGAUGAGGUUUUGCCAUGCUGCUCAGGCUGAUCUUGAUCUUGUGAGCUCAAGCCAUCCACUUACCUCGGCCUCCCAAAGUGCUGAAAUCACAGGCAUGAGCCACUGUGCCUGGCCGGGAGCUCCUUCUUUACACUGUCAGGUAGCAGGGCUCUGCCUUUUGGAGUGAUUUCAGCCACGAAGUCAUCAACAGUAAUGUGUUCCAGGCCUUUUUUUUUUUUCCAGGCCUUUUUUAAAAAUUCCUUUUACAAUUCCAGCCUCACUCAAUUAAUUUAGCUCUCGGCAACUCUUUGAGGUGUUUUCUUUCUGCAGUUUCUAUUGGCUCUGGUUAAUUGCUGCUCUCAUCUGCACACCCUUACCUUGCUAUCAUACUCAUCAGCUGCCUGGAAUUAGACCCUCAUUCCAGUUACAUGCUUUUAAAGUAUUGCUGGAGUGCUCGCUUCGGCAACACAUAUACUAAAUUGGAACGAUACAGAGAAGAUUAGCAUGGCCCCUGUGCAAGGAUGACAUGCAAAUUCGUGAAGCGUUCCAUAUUUUAGAUGCUUCAAAGUAUUAUUAAAAAUAUGUGGAUUCCCUUGAAGCCCUACUAUACCCAAGUUUACCAGGAGAUUUGGGUAGGAAUGGGGUUGAUGGGCUUCAUUGUUUAUAAACUCCAUACCGCCAAUAAAAGAAAUAAGGCUGUGAAAGCUGCAGCACCUGCUCGUGAUCAUUAACCAGCUUCCUUGGAGUGCAUGUGAAGGAAAACGUCAGUCUGCCUGUAAAGUUGAGCAAGCCAUGUUAGAUGGGGCGCGUGGAACAUCACUGUACACUUGUAUGAGUACUGUUUACUUCGUGGCAUGAAUAAAUGGAUCUGUGAGAUGC
Molecule: messenger RNA, 1238 nt
Organism: Callithrix jacchus (white-tufted-ear marmoset)
Lineage: Eukaryota; Metazoa; Chordata; Mammalia; Primates; Cebidae
Product: ATP synthase F(0) complex subunit j, mitochondrial-like
Cellular component (GO): mitochondrion; proton-transporting ATP synthase complex
Source: RefSeq, a predicted model, not a curated record